Messenger RNA from Camelina sativa (false flax), 1021 nucleotides. Its product is annotated as agamous-like MADS-box protein AGL14. Lineage: Eukaryota; Viridiplantae; Streptophyta; Magnoliopsida; Brassicales; Brassicaceae. Gene Ontology annotation, cellular component: nucleus. Gene Ontology annotation, biological process: positive regulation of transcription by RNA polymerase II. The record is from RefSeq and is a predicted model, not a curated record. Gene Ontology annotation, molecular function: DNA-binding transcription factor activity; protein dimerization activity; RNA polymerase II transcription regulatory region sequence-specific DNA binding.
CUCACAUAUUUUUUCAUUGGCUCCUGAUUUCAUAAAUUUAGGGUUUCCAAGAAUUCUCCAUUUCUCUCUUGCCGACUCUACCCAAAAGACUCUCUCUCUCAUCUCUCUCGCUCAUCUUUCUCUUAAUUAGAGGCACAGUUAUUGAAAAAGCAUACACAAAAGAAAGAAGGAGAAUGGUGAGGGGAAAGACAGAGAUGAAGCGGAUAGAGAACGCAACGAGCAGGCAAGUGACUUUCUCCAAGAGAAGAAAUGGACUUUUGAAGAAAGCCUUUGAAUUAUCAGUCCUUUGUGAUGCUGAAGUUGCCCUAAUCAUCUUCUCUCCUAGAGGCAAACUCUAUGAGUUCUCUAGCUCCUCCAGUAUACCAAAAACAGUAGAAAGAUAUCAGAAGCGAAUACAAGAUCUUGGGCCUAACCAUAAGAGAAAUGAUAACUCACAGCAAUCGAAGGAUGAAACCUAUGGCUUGGCGAGAAAGAUCGAACAUUUGGAGAUUUCGACAAGAAAAAUGAUGGGAGAAGGACUUGACGCAUCUUCUAUAGAAGAGUUACAACAAUUGGAGAACCAGUUGGACCGAAGCUUAAUGAAAAUAAGAGGCAAAAAGUAUCAAUUAUUACGCGAAGAAAUUGAGAAGUUAAAAGAAAAGGAGAGGAACCUCGUUGCAGAAAAUAAAAUGCUGAUGGAGAAGUGUGAGAUGGGAGGAAGAGGAAUAGUAGCAAGAACUUCAUCAUCAACAACAACUGAAGAAGUGGACAUAGAUGACAAUGAAAUGGAAGUGGUGACUGAUUUGUUCAUUGGACCUCCAGAGACUCGACACUCCAAAAAGUUUCCUCCUCCAAACUAACGUAUAGUAUAUGACAUUUACCUUGAAAAAUUGACAUCUCACAACACUAAAUAUUAUGUACGUCCCUGGAAGAAAAGUUGAUGUUAAAUACUUUAUUUAGCUUCGUAUUUUUUUUUUUGUUUUUGGUAUCCUCUAACAACUUUGAAUACCCAAAAUAAAAGUCACAAUACUCUAGUUGUUCA